Molecule: messenger RNA, 1492 nt
Organism: Trichomycterus rosablanca
Lineage: Eukaryota; Metazoa; Chordata; Actinopteri; Siluriformes; Trichomycteridae
Gene: map6b
Product: microtubule-associated protein 6b
Exons: 3
Coding region: 87-1178 (363 amino acids)
Biological process (GO): regulation of microtubule cytoskeleton organization; cytoskeleton-dependent intracellular transport; microtubule cytoskeleton organization
Cellular component (GO): microtubule; cis-Golgi network; Golgi-associated vesicle
Molecular function (GO): microtubule binding; calmodulin binding
Source: RefSeq, a predicted model, not a curated record
UCGAUCAUCCGCGCUGCUCGCCGUGGAGAUCAGAACGUGGAUGCUAAAUUUCUCCUGUUCCUGAAUCACUGCUGCAGAUUUGGGGCAUGGCGUGGCCCUGCAUCACCCGUGCAUGCUGCAUUAACCGCUUCUGGAGCGAGCUGGACAAAGCGGACAUCGCCGUCCCGCUGGUUUUCACUAAAUACUCGGAUGUGGCCGAGGUGCGGCAUCUCCAUCCGCAGCCUGGCCCUGUACCGCACUGUCAUCCUCCCCGUACCGUCGCCAUAGAAACAGAGCCCGCCCACACCGCGCGAGAACCAGCAUCAGCACCAGCACCAGCAGCCCGCGGAGCAUCCGUCACCCGCCAGGACUUCAAGCCAUGGAGGGUGCGCCCCGAACCCAGCUGCAAACCCAAAAAUGAGUAUAGGCCAUCCGAGACGCCAUUUGACACCGAAACGCAGUACCGUAAAGAUUACAAGCCGUGGCCCAUCCCGCGCCGAGACCAUCCCUGGAUCCCUAAAACCGACAUCCCGAGCUCAAAAAAGGAGCACCUGAUCUCUGAACAUGAUACCGGAGUGGAGAAAUGUGAGAUUGAGGAGAAAGUGCGGGAGAAAGAGGAUGCCAAAGAGGAGAGGAGGUCGGUGAAGAAGGAGAAAGAUGCUGAACCUGUAGAGAGGAAGAAAGUCCAGAGAGCAGAGUCUAAAGGAAGAUCUGUUGCAGAUGCUCUAAACAGGCAGAUCAAGCAGGAGGGAACAUCUGGAAGCUCAUACAGGAUGGAGUUUAAGGCUUACACUGAUGUCAAACCAGUAAAACCUAUCAAAGCCAAAUCCCAGUACAAAUUGGCAAUGGAUGAGAAGGCUGACCUGGAGACUAGCUACAAAGCCACUUAUAAAGGAGAGCAGGCCAAGCCAGAGUCCACAGAUAACAAACUGCUAGAACGUCGCAGGAUACGGAGCCUGUACAACGAACCCAGCAUCAAAGAACCCAGCAAGGUGGAGAAACCUAGCGUGUCCCACUCUAAACCAAAAAAGACAUCAAGCCAUACUAAAUCAGUGAGUAAGUCUAAAGCAAAGCCGGUCACCGGAACCCAACCUGCCAAGAAGAAAACCUCAGUGAGCAAGCUGGAGUUAAACCCAGACGGAGGAGUUACCAAGAAAAGUAAAGAAAUGAUCAACAGACUUGCUGAGGCAAAAGAUUAAUGCACUUGUGUGACUGGAUUUGGGCGGGGCAGGGGGGAGGUUCUGUGAUAUGUAUUAGAAAACUCAUUUUUGUUUUUUUUAUGUAUAGAUUCUGGAUUUGGCACCUUGGGUUGUUAAAAUGUGGCACCACUACAUAAUCCAUAAUAGUUUCCAAUCAUUUUACUUGAAGCUGAAGCUUAGAGAAGUCAACAUGAAACUCCACUGCAUGAAUCCUAAAGGUUUAUGAUUAAAAUACUUUAUCUUGUGCUUACAAAUGUUGUUAGCUUUAUAGAGCUUAGCUAUAACACUUUAUAAUUAAAAACAUUUCAUGAAUG